This is a messenger RNA of Platichthys flesus (European flounder), 2851 nucleotides long. Its product is annotated as 6-phosphofructo-2-kinase/fructose-2,6-bisphosphatase-like. The transcript is spliced from 14 exons. Lineage: Eukaryota; Metazoa; Chordata; Actinopteri; Pleuronectiformes; Pleuronectidae. Gene Ontology annotation, biological process: fructose 2,6-bisphosphate metabolic process; fructose metabolic process. The coding region runs from base 126 to 1538 and encodes 470 amino acids. The record is from RefSeq and is a predicted model, not a curated record. Gene Ontology annotation, molecular function: ATP binding; 6-phosphofructo-2-kinase activity; fructose-2,6-bisphosphate 2-phosphatase activity. Gene Ontology annotation, cellular component: cytosol; 6-phosphofructo-2-kinase/fructose-2,6-biphosphatase complex.
AAAUCUGUACGGACAUCUGCCUUCCAUCCUCACACAGACACACACAGACACACACAGGCAGCACAGAGGUCCACACACACACACACACACACACACACAGACACACACACCUGGCUGCUGAAGUCAUGUCAGGAACACAAAGAACACUCACUCAAAAUCCUCUGGAGAAAAUUUGGGUGCCAUCAUUGAAAAGCAGACUGAGUCAACGCAGGGGCUCGUCGGUGCCCCAGUUCACCAACUCUCCCACCAUGAUCGUGAUGGUGGGACUCCCGGCCCGAGGGAAGACCUACAUCUCCAAGAAGCUCACCAGAUACCUGAACUGGAUCGGAGUUACCACCACAGUGUUCAACGUGGGUCAGUAUCGCAGAGACGCUACUCGCUCCUACAACAGCUUCGAGUUCUUCAGACCAGACAACGAAGAGGCCAUGAAGAUACGCAAAGCCUGUGCCGUCGCUGCCCUGAAGGACGUGUGUGAUUACUUCACCAGGGGGAUGGGCCAGGUCGUGGUUUUCGAUGCCACUAACACAACCCAGGAGCGGAGAGAGGUCAUCCUCAGCUUCGCCAAAGAAAACGGUUACAAGGUUUUCUUUGUAGAGUCGAUAUGUGACGAUCUAGACAUCAUUGCUGCGAAUAUUAAACAAGUGAAGCUGAGCAGUCCAGACUACGUGGACUGUGACAAAGAGGAAGCCGUGACCGACUUCCUCAAGAGGAUCGAAUGUUACAAGUUGACGUAUCUGCCCCUGGACGACGACAAGGACAGGAAUCUGUCUUACAUUAAGAUCUUCAACGUGGGCAGCAGGUACCUGGUGAACCGGGUCCAGGACCACAUUCAGAGCCGGAUCGUCUACUACCUCAUGAACAUCCACGUCACCCCCCGAUCCAUCUACCUGUGUCGCCACGGAGAGAGCGAGCUCAACCUCGUGGGUCGGAUCGGGGGGGACUCCGGGCUGUCCCCCCGCGGGGCUAAGUUUGCCAGUGCGCUGGGUGCCUACAUGCGAGGCCAGUGCAUCAGUGACCUGAAGGUGUGGACCAGUCACAUGAAGAGGACCAUCCAGACGGCCGAGGCACUGGGAGUCCAGUACGAGCAGUGGAAGGCCCUCAAUGAGAUCGAUGCUGGUGUGUGUGAGGAGAUGACCUAUGAGGCCAUUCAGGAGAAUUACCCAGAGGAGUUUGCUCUGAGGGACCAAGACAAGUAUCGCUACCGCUACCCUAAGGGAGAGUCCUACGAGGACCUGGUCCAGCGCCUGGAGCCGGUCAUCAUGGAGCUGGAGAGGCAGGAGAACGUCUUGGUCAUCUGUCACCAGGCGGUCAUGAGAUGUCUGCUCGCCUACUUCCUGGACAAGAGCGCCAAUGAGCUUCCGUACCUGAAGUGUCCUCUGCACACGGUUCUGAAACUCACCCCCGUCGCCUACGGUUGUAAAGUGGAGUCCGUCUUCCUCCACAUCGAAGCUGUCAACACACACAGGGACAAGCCCGAGAAUGUGGACGUGGACAGAGACCCAGCGGAGGCGUUAGAGACGGUGCCAGACCACAUCUAGAGGAAUCAGACCCGCGAGCUGGUGCCAGCUCCACCCACCCUGAUGGGCCGAGCUGGUGUCAGCUCCGCCCUCCCUGAUGGACGCAGCUGAUGUCAGCUCCACCCACCCUGAUGGACGCAGCUGGUGUUAGCUCCACCCACCCUGAUGGACGCAGAUGAUGUCAGCUCCGCCCACCCUGAUUGAUACAGCUGGUGUCAGCUCCGCCCACCCUGAUGGACACAGCUGGUGUCAGCUCCGCCCACCCUGAUGGACCGAGGCCUUAUCUUUAAGUGAAGUAAUUAUAGUGAUCGUUGUUAAUGUGUAAAACUCCUCGAUAAUGAGAGGGAGACAUUUCUCAGCCUAUUUCCAUUGUAAAUGCACUUUAUUUAUAAUGUAGGGCUCAGGCCAUAUGUCAGACAGGAAGAGGAGGCGUGGCUUAAACACGUGAAGCAGGGAAAUGGCUAGCUUUGCUGGUUAAAGGCUGGUUAAAGGCUGGUUAAAGCUAGUUAAAGCUAGCUGGUUUAAUUAAGCUAAACCUUUAACAGGCUGUGUCUCGGUUAAUGAAAACUAAACCACGUGUUUUUGUUUCCUUCCGACAGCAGCUAGCCGUCUCCCUCUUUACGCUAAUCACCUAGUUUAUCGCUCACGUUUAGCACACACACACAGAAGUGGUAUCGAUGACACCAUGAUGUGCCUCACGUAAUUUAAAAGAUACACAACUCUAUGCACCCGACAGGCAGACACACACCAGGUGUAGUGUGUUUGUGUUGUUGUAUGUUUUUAAUGGACCUCAGUCAUUUUAAUAAGUAACACAAGGGGAAUCUGGUGCAAUAUUAAUAAUUGUGGUGCAACGUGUCAGUUUUUAAAAUAUGAACAUUCUUCUGAAAUGACUGUGAAACCUUGAAACCACGUGGACCGUGUCCUGGGAUCAGUUUGACUGGUGUUCCCUUGGGGUCACACCAGUGAUUACAGGGAACCAGUUAUCAUUAAGCUGGUUAACUGGGUCGGACUCGUCUGGUCAAUGUCACCACAGACCCAACAGCGACACCUGGUGACAAAUCUGGGUACUGCAGUAGUAAAAAGAAGGAUAGAUCCGUAAAGUGAUGUAGAAACUAUACAAGUAAUAAUCCAUACAAUGAAAGACUAUAAACAUUGUAAUUAUUAUUAUUACAAGCAAAAUUAUAGUAAAAUAUUCAUGAAAAUGUGAUUUACCACAUUGUUACAAUUUAAUAUGCAUCUAUAUUAAAGGUCCACUAGGCUGUUGUUGGUGAAAUGAUGUUAUAACCCCGAGUUAAACUUCUGUCCCUCCUGAAGGAGCCGGUAUGAUUUGACAA